AAACUCAUUUCCUCAACUAUAUUGUCAUAACACCAACAAAAAAGAACAUAUCACUAUUAUUCACCACUAGCAGUAGUACUAUAGAAUUAAGUUGAAAUUUGGAAUAAUGGGUAGUGGUGGUGACGUGGUUGCAGACGGCGAGGCAAGGAAGAUAGUAGUGGCGGUGGAUGAGAGUGAAGAGAGCAUGUACGCCUUGACAUGGUGCCUUAAAAACAUCAUCCUACAACAACAACCGCAAAAUUUGCAAGAUGCCCUUGUGCUUCUCCAUGCCAAGCGACCCACUGUUGUGUACCCUUUCUUGGAUAAAUCUGCAUAUUUGUGCUCCCAUGAUGCUUUAUCAUCACUAGAUAGGAGGGACAACGAAAUGGCAUGUUGGGUCCUACAGAGGGCUCAGAAGCUUUGCUUACAGCAUGAAGUGAAGGUCGAGACGAAGGUUGAAGAAGGGGAUCCAGGGGAUGUAAUAUGUGAGAUGGUGAAAGUUUUGAAGGCUGACUUGCUUGUCAUGGGAUGCCACGGCUAUGGUCAGUUCACCAGGGCGAUAAUGAAGAGUGUGAGCCAUCACUGCGUUCAAAAUGCGAGCUGCCCUGUUCUAGUCGUAAAGAUGCCAAAAUAAAAUGCCCCCGCCUAUUCGCAACCAAUGCUGUCGCUUUAUAAGCUAAUCAAGGGUUGUGUGCAUGUGUCCAUAGUCCUUUUAUACGAUUGUGAUUUUUUUAAUUGAGUUGCACAACAAUAAGUUAUAGAGAAAUGCAACAAAAUAGUCGUAACUCAGCUCAAUUGCCAUUCCAGAAUCUCUAUAUAAUGUUUAAAUUGUUAAAGGAAAAGCUGGGAAUUUUGUUGGCCUUC
Messenger RNA from Spinacia oleracea (spinach), 843 nucleotides. Its product is annotated as universal stress protein A-like protein. Lineage: Eukaryota; Viridiplantae; Streptophyta; Magnoliopsida; Caryophyllales; Amaranthaceae. Bases 107 to 613 code for a protein of 168 amino acids. The transcript has 4 exons. The record is from RefSeq and is a predicted model, not a curated record.